Messenger RNA from Dermacentor andersoni, 1318 nucleotides. RefSeq names its product sarcoplasmic calcium-binding proteins I, III, and IV-like. Lineage: Eukaryota; Metazoa; Arthropoda; Arachnida; Ixodida; Ixodidae. The record is from RefSeq and is a predicted model, not a curated record. Gene Ontology annotation, molecular function: calcium ion binding.
CGUCACUCAGCCUGUCACCACGCUGAGGCCCCGAGACCCUCGGCUGAGAGCAGGGUGACUGUGUAGGGUCCGUGGCCGCACCGCUAGUGCCCCAAUUUUCGAAGAGCCGCAGGUGGAUGCUCGCUGGUCCUGCGCUCCCUUUUGCUGCUGGCCGCAACUCGCUGCUACGUCCUGCCGCCAUGACACGCCACGCGUCGUGAGCGAGGCGGCUUGCGGGCGAGCUUCGCAGCAGACGGACAGCGACGCCUGCGUUGACCGGGAAUUCAGCGUCGCACGACUGGUCGUCGCAGUUUUCGCGGCUCGCUAAAGUGUGGCCGACGCCCGUUCGGCCCGCCGGGUGCCCGUAUGACAGCCGCGGUGCGCUAACGGUUGGAGCUGGCAGCUUCUCUUGCUGUGUGAGCCAAGCUGUGCGACGAGGAGCUUGCGAUGGGUCAAGUCCUCCAAAAAGUUCACGGUUCAAAGCAGCCCAAGGUGUCAUGUUUUCGACGCAAGAAGCUCCUCUGCGAGUUCAACACUUUCUACGACCUUAACAAAGACGGCGUCAUAACCAUCGACGAUUUCAACCAAGCCAGGCUGCAUAUCUGCAGGUUGAAUGGCUGGAAGGAGGGAUGUCCAAAGUUCGACAAGACAAAGGAGCUCUUCGACGAGAUAUGGACGCUGCUUAGACAAGAUGCUGACUGCGACUCAGACGAAAGGAUCACCUCUGAAGAAUGGAUACAACUUUGGGAACGACGCACAAAGCUAGAAAGCCAGGACCAGGAGGAAGGUGCACCAAAAUGGCUUGUCGCGUACCUGUGGUUCCGUUUCAACAUGUACGACAGGACAGGGGAUGGCGUAAUAGACUGCGACGAAUUUAGCUAUGUACUGGAGGACUUUGGUAUACCUCAGAGGCAGUCCAGACAAUGUUAUCUAAUUAUGACUGAGAACGACACAAGGAAGUUGGACUACAACUACUUCUGCGAGCUUGCUGAAGAGUACCUGACUUCGGAAGAUGAGUGCGCGCUCGGUAACUUCAUCACAGGAAGGCUCGAUUUUCGCCAUUGACUCUAGUUACAGCUCAGUGUCCACUCGCACGCCGAUGUGGUGCCUUCGAAUGCCGCCGAGGUUGCGUCGUCGAACGUAACCCUGGACAGCGACAGUAUUAUUCUUCUCGCUCGCCGUGCGCAAACUUCGUGCACAUUCAGGUGGAUCAAUGUAUUUAUCAUCUCGUCUACCACCGGACGUGUUGUGGUCUACCACCCUACGCCGCAGAAAACCGACGUUUCCGUGUUUUAUAAGAAAAUAAAUGUUUUAAAGGCCCUAUAUAUGGCUGAAUUGA